Danio aesculapii is the source of this 912-nucleotide messenger RNA. Its product is annotated as CD48 antigen-like. NCBI's taxonomy places the organism in Eukaryota, Metazoa, Chordata, Actinopteri, Cypriniformes, Danionidae. Bases 1 to 912 code for a protein of 303 amino acids. The transcript has 5 exons. The record is from RefSeq and is a predicted model, not a curated record.
AUGAUAGAAUACUCAGGACCCAUUUCUCUGUUUGCCACAACUGAUCUCUCGCUUUGUACAUCUGAAAUCUUCUGUUUUUUUUUUUUAUCUGUUCUGAUGCUUAAACUGAAGAAAAUGAUUGACCUUGUUUUUGAUUUGACCCUACUGUAUCUGUUUGGUGUGUCAGGUGCUGUUACAGUGAAGCCAGUGAUGGUUGGAGAAUCAGUCACUCUAGAAAUACAGAGAGACGGGGACAUCGAGUGGAAGUUUAGACCCCACAACAUUCUUAUAGCUCAGAUCGGCAGCAAUAAAAUCACAUUGCAUGAAAAUGUUCUUAAUGGGAGUUUCAGAGGCAGACUGACGCUGGAUCAGAAUGGAUCUCUGACCAUCAACAACACCAGAACAACAGACUCUGGAGAUUAUGAAGUAAUCAACACAACCACAGAAAUGCUACUCGACACAUUCAGGCUGACUGUCUAUGCUCCUCUUCCGAUUCCUGUCAUUUCCACAUUCCUAACUCCAUACCCAAAUACAACAUCAGUGUCCAGCUGUGUGCUGAUGUGUUCAGUGGUCAAUGUAAGUGCUGCGAGUCUCUCCUGGUACAAAGGAAACAUUGUAUUGUCCAGCAUCAGAGUGGCUGAUCUCACCAGUGUCUCUCUACCUCUGGAGGUGGAAUAUCAGGAUAACAGCAGCUACAGCUGUGUGGUCAACAACCCCAUCAGCAACCAGACCACACAUCUAGACAUCAACACACACUGUCAGACAUGCAAAGAGAAUAUCAGAGAAGGUCCUCCAGGAUCUCAGGUAGUGUUGAUCUCUGCUGCUGCUGCUGCUGUUGCUGCUGCUGUUGGAUCUCUGUUGAUUAUUUCUGCAGUCUUCUGUGAGAAACACAGAAAAACAGAUCAAGAAGGCAAGUGUAACCUACUGCUUUAA